UCCACCUAAAAUUAUGAGCGGAACGGCAUCUGAAGUCACCAUAUUGCCUCAACCGUGUUGCGACGUAAACGCAAACUAAAAAACAAAAUAUAUCUUACAGAGUUGCAAAUCUGAUGAUAUUACAAAUCCUGACUAUCCAAAAUGUUGCUCCACUUCAUUAUGUGCGUUUAAAUUUGGAGUUACUUUAAAACCAAAUGAUGUGUUUUACCACUGCCUUGCCGACAAAAUCAACGAUUCACCACGGAUUUACCACUGCCCCACCGACAAAAUCCACGAUUCAUCACGGAUUUACCACUGCUCCGGCGACAAAAUCAACGAUUCACCACGGAUUUACCACUGCUCUGGCGACAAAAUCAACGAAUCACCACGGAUUUACCACUGCUCCGGCGACAAAAUCAACCAAUCACCACGGAUUUACCACUGCUCCGGCGACAAAAUCAACCAAUCACCACGGAUUUACCACUGCUCCGGCGACAAAAUCAACCAAUCACCACGGAUUUACCACUGCUCCGGCGACAAAAUCAACCAAUCACCACGGAUUUACCACUGCUCCGGCGACAAAAAUAACAGUUACUCCUACAAAUCAUAUAAUUGGUCAGUGGACAGAAUGGACGGCAUGGUCAGCUUGUCUGGAGACGGAUCCUAAUGUCCAGGGAACUAAAGAGCGCAUGCGCCAAUGCUAUGACCCUGGACACCAGCACACAGAUGUAUGUACACACAAUCAUACGGAGAAGGACAUCACAUAUUGUUUCGGAGGACAACCCGAUGCAUGCACACCACCUCAAAUAACCGACAUUAAAAUUGUGAACGGAACAUGGGCACUUACAAAACUUGUGAUUGUAAAAUGUUUUGUCAGUGGUAAUCCGAUGCCGGAUGUCCGAUGGUUGAGACAUACAGACGAUGUCCAAAUAUAUCCGAAUGACAAUUCUAAAAUAAUCAUUGGGCCUAUCGAAAACCGUCAUGAGGGUAGCUACGUUUGCGAGGCUUUCAACAAAUGCAAGCAAUCAAUAUCAAAAUCUUUCUCAACACCAGCUUUAACACCGGUAAAAUAACCAGACGUGCAUCUUGUUCAUGGUGUACGGUCAUAUAUAUUAUUUAUCACGGGUACUUCUUAGAAAUACAAAUAAAA
Molecule: messenger RNA, 1129 nt
Organism: Ruditapes philippinarum (Manila clam)
Lineage: Eukaryota; Metazoa; Mollusca; Bivalvia; Venerida; Veneridae
Exons: 4
Coding region: 195-1052 (285 amino acids)
Source: RefSeq, a predicted model, not a curated record